Messenger RNA from Heterobilharzia americana, 1509 nucleotides. The record is from the annotation of a GenBank genome assembly. Lineage: Eukaryota; Metazoa; Platyhelminthes; Trematoda; Strigeidida; Schistosomatidae.
AUGAAUUCGAAUAAAAUAAUAAAGGUCAACAGAAAGCUUGCUAUUUUAAAACAGAAGGAGGAGAAUGAGCUACUAGAGACAGAAACAAAAGAAAUUGAAAAGAGGUUAAAUCUACUCAAAUCAACCCUGUAUUCAGAAAUAUGCAAGAAAAGUAAUGCAAGUGAUUCUGAACCAAUUUGGAAGAGUAGCCAUUCAUCUUUUACUGUUAAUAAACCAAAAUCAGACGCAUUGAUUGAUGUCAGCAAAAUAAAAUUUAAAACUUUGAAACAUAAUCCACUUUCAAAAAAUAAACCACCGGACGUUUUUGGUGAUGUUAUACGGAAAAUAGCUGAUUUGAAUAAGAAAGUUCCAGGUUGUUCCACUGAUCAUGGACAGUUGCAGUGUGGGCAGUGCGAAGAUAAAAGGGCGGUGGUUUCGUGUCAAGAAUGCAGCGAAUAUUACUGUGCAAAAUGUUUUGCUUCUUUCCACAUGAAAGGAGCACUUAGGCGCCACCAUUCUCUACCUAUAUCAACUUCCACUCCGCGGUUCGAGUCACUACAGUCAAAGCACUUCAAUGAAAGUAGCCAAUCAACAAGCUGUGAGAAGGCGGUUAGCAUAGGUUGUCAAAGUUCUUUUGGUGCGUCAGAUAAGUUGAAUGCAGAAUUGCAAACUGAAGAUACGAAGACGAUGAAACAAAAUCAAUUUUUUGAUAAUAAACAAUCACUAACACUAUCAAAGCGAUCUUCAACACCAGUAGUUGGUUGCAAUGUCUCAACACUGUGUAGAUCACCUGUCCCAAUAGAAAUACACUUUACACCAAGUAUAAGCUAUGCAGAAAAACUACUACUUCGUUUACAUCGUAAUUCUAAACUUCAACAACUUGGAAGUCAGAUAAGUACAAAUCAUCAGACUAUGUCAAUGGAAAUGAUUCAAGGACAAUCAAAUAGUGAAGAACAUACAAUGCAAGAUUUUAAGCUGGACAGGAUUUCUUUCAAUGAAUUACAUAAAUUGGCCACAAGUGAAGUGCAGCUGAAUGGUACUUUGGCUCUUUAUCCUACUAACGAUUUGGAACCAUCUACACCGCAACUAAAUGAGAUAAUGAGUUCCGAAAACACUGAAGUAUUCCAAUCAGUACAAUAUUCUAAGACUAAUUCUAGAGACGAAACAAAUGGAGAACAGAACAGAAUAAGUAUUAUCAAUUCAUCAAAUAGUCAACAGGAUAUAUGGCAACCAGAAAGGUCAAUUUUUUCAUCUGAUUCAUUCCUGGAUCUUCAACUCAACAAACACGUUAUAAAAUACUUAAAUAUGAUUUCAGAUGAGAAAUCAUUAAAUACUGCUGAUACUCUAGACAAGUUCGAUGAAGAGUCCAAGAAUACAAUAAGAUCAACUAUUCUGCAACAAUUAACACCAUCAAUGGAUCAUCAUCAAGUGACUAAAAUCGGAGAAGAAGUGGUAGACAUUAGAGGCGAAGAAAGAGAUGAUGACGAAGAUGACGAUGAACAUAACUAUCUGUAUGAUUCACUUGGAUAA